Molecule: messenger RNA, 339 nt
Organism: Prunus armeniaca (apricot)
Lineage: Eukaryota; Viridiplantae; Streptophyta; Magnoliopsida; Rosales; Rosaceae
Source: the annotation of a GenBank genome assembly
AUGGAUAUUCAUCCCAUACCUCUGAAGCUGACUACCAAACGUAAUAACCUUCAAACCUUUAUGGUGGUUGCCAGAAAAGAUCAGAUGGCUACUGCAAUAUUGCAUCAGAUUACAACAUCAUCAUCACUCAACACUACUUAUGGAAAUCAGGAGAUAAUGAAAUGUGACCUUUGCAUUUUCUUUUUUCGAGCUUGUAGACUCCAGCUUGAAGCUCUUGAAAAUGAGAAUCGAAUUCGUAAAGAAUACUCCUCCACUAGUACUGGUUCUGGUAUUGCUAAUCUCUUCCUGAAGAUCUGCAAAGUUGGAACUAGAUCUACAUUUGCUAAAAGAGAACAAUAA